AUGCAUUUAUUCCGAAAGCCGAGUACCGAUAGGAUGGUCAGCAACGAGGAGAGGAGAAAAAGGAUGAACACGGAAGUUGGCAAAAGAAAAACGAACGAAAACUUUAGCUACCAGAUUUGGGCUACAGCUAUAGCUACCAGACUUAGAGCUACAGCUAUAGCUACCAUACCUAGAAAUGCAGCUUUAGCUACCAAACCUAGAGCUAUAGCUUUAGCUACCAGACUUAGAGCUACAGCUUUAGCUACCACACCUGCAGCUACAGCUUUAGCUACCACACCUGGAACUACAGCUUUAGCUACCAGUCUUAGAGCUACAGCUAUAGCUACUAGGCUUAGAGCUGUAGCUAUAUCUACCAGACCUAGAGAUGCAGAUUUAGCUACCAGAGCAACAAUUACCGCUACAGCUACGUCUAAAAUUCGUAACUAUUCCCAGAUGUUCUUAACUCCAAGUGUACCAUUAUAG
Molecule: messenger RNA, 462 nt
Organism: Nomia melanderi (Alkali bee)
Lineage: Eukaryota; Metazoa; Arthropoda; Insecta; Hymenoptera; Halictidae
Source: RefSeq, a predicted model, not a curated record